This is a messenger RNA of Triplophysa rosa, 1573 nucleotides long. RefSeq lists its product as uncharacterized. The transcript has 10 exons. The coding region runs from base 44 to 1573 and encodes 509 amino acids. NCBI's taxonomy places the organism in Eukaryota, Metazoa, Chordata, Actinopteri, Cypriniformes, Nemacheilidae. The record is from RefSeq and is a predicted model, not a curated record.
AGGACACACUGAGUGUAAUCUUCAUCUGUAACCCCAUAGUGACAUGGACAAACUCAUUCAUCUCUUUUUACUUUCUGGUCUUGUUUGUAUUCCUGUUAGUUUAGCAGAGAAUUUAGCUUUCAGAGGAACAGCUACACAGUCAUCCACAUUUGACACCUGGCUAGCUCAACAUGCCAUAGAUGGUGUCAGAUAUGGACCAGACCCAUUUGGUAGUCCAUACUGCUCUGCUACAACAUAUGAAAGUGACCCAUGGUGGAGGCUAGAUCUCUUGGAUGAAUAUGAGAUUAAAACCAUCAUCAUCUCUGCUAGAUCAGACUGCUGUUUGGAUCAAACCAGUGGAGCAGAGAUUCGUAUUGGAAACUCACUGAUCAACAAUGGAAACAACAAUCCCAUAUGUGCUGUAACACCUGAUCCUCUAACUGAUAAUACUGUCAGUUACUCAUGUUAUGGGAUGGUGGGACGUUAUGUGAAUGUGAUCCUGGCUGGACAUACAAAUAAUCUGGAUCUCUGUGAGGUGGAGGUCUAUGAAACAGAGAAUUUAGCAUUCAAAGGAACAGCUACACAGUCAUCUACAUACGACACCUGGCUAGCUCAACAUGCCAUAGAUGGUGUCAGAUAUGGACCAGACCCAUUUGGUAGUCCAUACUGCUCUUCUACAGACUAUGAUAGUGACCCAUGGUGGAGGUUGGAUCUUCUGGAUUAUUAUAACAUUACUACAGUGAUCAUCAUUGCUAGAUCAGACUGCUGUUUCGUUCAUACCAUUGGAGCAGAGAUUCGUAUUGGAAACUCACUGGAAAACAAUGGCAACAACAAUCCCAUAUGUGCUGUAACACCUGAUCCUCUACCUGGUCACACCACCAGUUUCUCAUGUCAUGGGAUGGAGGGACGUUAUGUGAAUGUGAUCAUGUCUGGACAUACGAAUUAUCUCAAUCUCUGUGAAGUGGAGGUCUAUGGAAAACACCCCAUGAGAAAAACCUUUCUGAGGCUGAAAUUGUCCUCCAGUGGUGAUGUGUUAGCUGAGAGUGACAAAAUCCUCCAUCAGCCAGAUGACCCCACCAUCUCUGCCCGUGUCUCUGCCUGCCUUCUGGACAUCUCUUCUUGGAUGAAAGAGCAUCACCUACAACUCAACCUCUCCAAGACAGAACUCCUGGUUAUACCGGCCCAGCCUUCAGUUGAACCCCACCUUACUGUUCAGCUCGGAUCCUCAACUAUAACACCCACCAAGUCUGCGAGGAACCUGGGGGUGAUGUUCGACGACCAGCUGAAAUUCACCUCCCACAUCGCAUCAACCUCUCGAACUUGCAGGUAUGUGCUCUACAACAUCAGGAAAAUCAGGCCGUUCCUGUCGGAGCAUGUCUCUCUGCUGCUUGUCCAAGCUCUGGUCAUAUCAAGACUGGACUACUGCAAUUCUCUACUGGCCGGCCUUCCAACCAAUGCAGUCAAGCCCUUGCAAAUGCUGCAGUCUGCUCUGGCAUCACACAUCUCUGAUUUUAAUCUGUCCUGGACACAACUACCCAAGAAAGAAGAGCAACAGGAGGAGGACGGAGGCGAGUACACGCACUUUAAAACUUGA